Molecule: messenger RNA, 1707 nt
Organism: Hypoxylon trugodes
Lineage: Eukaryota; Fungi; Ascomycota; Sordariomycetes; Xylariales; Hypoxylaceae
Product: calcium-dependent phosphotriesterase
Exons: 6
Coding region: 439-1671 (410 amino acids)
Source: RefSeq, a predicted model, not a curated record
CUUCUCCAGAGCCAAGCGAAUAGCCGUACCCGCUGCGAUUCCCCGCAUUCUGUAUCCAAUAACCGAACUACUGGACCUAGAGCCCCGGUUGUGACCCCGUACCUGAGAACCACAUGCUAUGAGCAAUUCCUUGGAAACGGGGGUGAUGAAGAAGCGGUCUGGUGGAGUAGCCGUUAGAUGUUGAUUGUCAAGCAAACCAUUUGUACCAGAUUAACCAGGAUCUUCUUAUGCUUCCCCACAUCACCAACCUCGUUCUGCACAAAGCAGUACAAACUUCCCGGAGCUUACCUAGGUAAAUUCGAUUGAACCGACAGCUAAUGUCUUUGUCCCUCAGGUGCCUGGAUUUCUAACCCUUGCAGCUUUGUUUUCGGAGCUAUAAAACAUCAAGCCCCAAGCUACAAGUGACGCCAAGGCAUUAGAGACAAGAACAUUGGCAAGAUGGCGUCCCUUUUGCUUCUAGCUGUUUUAGCGCCAUGUGUGGUUCAAACUUAUAGCGUUAACCAUGAACAACUAUCUAAGCGCGAAGUUCCAGAUCAAGCUCAGAUUAUUAGCUGGAAGUCGUUCAAUGUCUUACCCAACGUUCUCCCACCAACACUAUCCAACGCUUCUACGCUUUUCAUACCACCUGGAUAUGACUUAGAAUCGCUGACGGAUAAACCAUUCCACAUCUACGACGAUGAAUUCUACGAUGUCAUUGGGACAAACCCCACCUUGACACUCAUCGCCAAUGCAGGAACAAAUCCCUUAUUCCACGAAGCUACCGUAUGGUACCCGCCUACGGAUGACAUGUUCUUCGCGCAAAACGCAGGAGUUCCGGCAGCUGGAACUGGCUUAAACAAAUCCAACAUCAUCAUGAAAAUAUCUGUUCCCGAAGCUGCUGCUGUCUCACACCUUCGUAACGCAACAGGGUCUGUGAAAAUCCAAACAGUUGACGCACCUGCGAUAAAGAAUACGAACGGUGGUACAAAUUUCCAAGGUCAGAUCCUGUUCCUAGCAGAGGGACAGGGUGACAACGAGACUUCAAACCUCGUCCUCAUGAAUCCAAGAGAGCCUUAUAACACCACUGUGGUUCUUAACAACUAUUUCGGCCGUCAGUUCAACUCAUUUGACGAUGGAGCCGUUAACCCACGUAACGGGGAAUUAUACUUUACCGAUUCUCUCUAUGGUUAUCUGCAAGACUUCAGACCCGCACCGGGACUCCGACUCCAGAUAUAUAGAUAUAAUGGUGAUACUGGUGCAGUCGCUGCGGUCGCAGAUGGGUAUAGCCUUCUCAAUGGGAUAACAUUUUCUCCAAAUGGUUCAUACGCGUAUGUUACGGAUACCGGAGCCUUUGCGGGUGUAUGGGGUUGGAAUCUCACUAGACCUGCAAGCAUUUAUCGUUACGACGUAAAAGAAGACGGAACGUUCGAAAAUCGCAAGCUCUUCGCCUAUACCGAGUCGGGUGUUGCUGACGGUAUCCACACGGAUAGCAAGGGGAACGUCUAUGGGGGCUGCGGCGACGGUGUACACAUAUGGAACCCGUCCGGAAAACUCAUCGGGAAAAUCUUCCUAGGAAAGACUUCCGCGAACUUCCAGUUCGCUGGCGAGGGAAGAUUGGUUAUCUUGGCAGAGGAAGAACUCUAUUAUGCGACUGUUGCUGUGGGGGGCAGUCAAUACAUCAGUGACGUUUAAUUCUAAUAUCGCCUGACAUGCGUCUGGUUGUUCAAA